GGGCGUUACGUUUGUCGCGCGUGUACAAUGUUAAGUGUUUGUGAAUUUGUGAAUAAUAUUUUAUAGUGAAAGUAAAUGAAGUAAAAUGAGAAUUGUCUCUGGACUCCUAUUGAAGCCGUACAGUGUUAUGUCAAAGAGAACCUAUAGGUGGACAAUAAAAUGUUGUAGUGUGUUCUGACAGUGGAUUUAAGGAUUGCUUAUAACGCCAUCUAGAGGUUCCAGUCUGAAUUACUGGAAGCGUUUGGAAGAGAUUAAAAUUCCGGUUGAGGAAUGAAGACAGGAUUUGAAUUAUUCUUGACUAUAGUUAACUAUAGUCUGAAGGAAGAAGAGUUUAGAAAAGAUUUAUCAUUCGUUGGAAGAAUGUUAUACAACGAAAAGUUUAUUUAAGGUUUGAUACGUCCAGGAAAUAUACUAAUUACAACGCCAUCUGUUGGGAAGAUUUGAAUUAUUAUAGAAAAAGAAUAACAUAUAAAUCAUAUUUUAAUACUACGUCCCGGGGGGACGAGAGUUUUAUUAUAUGAACAUCAUUGAACAUUCAUCAGGAUAUAAAAACACAUCAUCGUAAAAUUUGUAAUAGCGCCAUCUAUUAAACAAAGUCUAAAAUAUUUUAAGUGUAUAAAGAGGCUGAAGGCAUAUUGGAAGAUCUGAGUAAAUCAUGAAAACCGUGGCAGGCAAUGUUGAAUAUUAUCAAGAUUAUCAAACGCGCCGUAAUAUUGGUUGAUGAGUUUAAAGGCUUAGUGUACAGAGAGACAUGUGGUGCACUGAAAUUUAUUUAAAUAGUGUCUAGAUUUGAAAAAGUACUUUCAAACUCUUGAAAAGAUUGUAACAAGUGGUGCAAAACCAACAGUGAGGCAAAACCAAAACAAAAUUCAUCCUGAAUUAACAUGAACUUUGUUGAACACAGAACCAUGUGAAUAGUGUCUUACUGAAUACAGAGGCAAACCUGGAGUAGGAAAACCUGAAUAGCCUUCCUAGUAGAUUAUUCAUUUUGUAAGGGUACUUGUAAACUCUUAAUUUUUUUUUUUUACCAUAACCAGUGAAGUACGUCUUUAGGCUGAACCGAAAGAACGACGUCACUUGUAUUAACACUUGAACAAAACCAAUUUAAGAGUGGCUUAGUGUUUACAGAGUCAAAGCUGGACUAAAAUAGCCUCCUCAGCAGAGUUAUAAUAUUGAAAGAACACUUUAAAAUAUUUGACGGUUGAUGUUAAUAAGUGAAGUGCAUCGUGAGGCUAAAAUAAUACCGAUACAAAAGCAGAAUUAUUGAGGGUGUUUUAGGCUGAACUAAAAAUAGCCUUGUCAAUAGACUAUUGAUUUUGAAAGGAUAUUUUAAAAACUUGAUUGAUCCCAGAACUAAGGAAGGAACCCGAUAAAAGGAACAAUAUCUUUUAAAAAAAUGGUGGAAGACACAACUCAAAACGGGGAUAGGAUGUCUGCAGCUGCGGUGCUGCAAUUCGCAGCUCGGGAAGCAAGAGAAGGCAGGCGGUUCGCGGAAUUUGGUGCCCAUGCAUUCGCCAGCAUCACCUACAACGCUCAUGCAUCCCUCGGUGAGAUGGGUGGCAGUGGCAGCUCCUCCUCAUCACACAUGUCACCCGGAUGGCAGGUCAACGACCUGGAUCUGGAUCUACCUGGAGAGUUGACGAUGAACGAGGCGUUGCUUUCCCUGCCAUCGUUGGCAGUAUUCAAGCAAGAAGCACCAUCUCCAACUGGGGCCGUACUGUCGCCCCCACGUCGGGCCUGGCCCCCGAGACGACAGAAUGAGAGACAGAUCACAAACAUGAUUGUUGAUAAUCGCGAAGCGAUGGACGAAGGCUGUCAAGAGUCGCCGUCUCAUAAUAAUUUAAUGAGUCAGCAUUCUAACAGCCCGGAAAGCAUGCAGUGCCAAACAAUGGCGCCCACCAUGAUGGAUAUGAGCGGAUACAAUUCGCCAAACGAACAUGACAAUAAAAAUGCCGGGUUACUAAUGUGUUCUCCCAGCGCGUUUGACGGCUUCUUGCAGUCACCUGUACGCUCUGAGACCAGUUAUAAGGAUGACUCAAGAUUUCAGUACGUCCUGGCUGCAGCGACGUCUAUAGCCACGAAACAGAACGAGGAAACGUUGACCUAUCUGAAUCAAGGGCAGCCAUAUGAGGUUAAGCUGAAAAAACUGGGUGAUCUAUCGCAUUCUAAAGGGAAAAUAUUGAAGAGUGUGAUAAAAAUUUGCUUCCACGAACGGAGACUUCAAUAUAUGGAGAGGGAGCAGAUUGCGCAGUGGCACGCCCAAAGACCAGGCGAGAGGAUUAUCGAGGUCGACGUCCCAUUGUCAUACGGUGUGACGCGUGUUGAACAGCCGUCCGCGUUGAACGCUUUGCAUGUGUAUUGGGACCCGACUAAGGAUGUUGGUGUGUAUAUCAAGGUGAAUUGUAUAUCCACGGAAUUCACCGCGAAGAAACAUGGCGGCGAAAAGGGCGUACCUUUCCGCAUACAGGUUGAAAGUUAUUUGGCGAGCGAGGAGUCGGUUCGACUACACGCGGCCGCCUGUCAAAUUAAGGUGUUCAAAUUGAAAGGCGCAGACCGUAAGCAUAAACAGGAUCGAGAGAAAGUCAUGCGCCGUCCGCCGGCUGACAUCGAGAAAUACCAACCUGGCUGUGAGGCAACAGUUCUUACUACGCUCUCAAAUGACGCUUUGAUGCCUCCACCGGUUGUUACAACAUCACCACCAUACUCUCCUGAAUUGUGCUCACCAAAGGUGGCAAGCCCUGGACUGAACAAGCCUGUGCUGUCUCAGCCAUCUAUCAUCACAACAAACCAGAUGAAAGCCUUGUACUGUCAAGAUGCCCCGGAGGUUAAAGUGGCAACACCGUCUUGUCACUCGCCCGGCGCCAUCUUGCCCGACCUGCCGCACCCCACAGAUAAUGACACUGACAAGAAUAACGGUCUCUCGAAGGAGGCAUCCUCGGCGGACACGCAAGCGUGGCUGACUCGGCACCGUUUCGCCCAACACGCGGCUACGUUUAGCAACUUUUGCGGGGCCGAUCUGUUGCGUCUCUCUCGUGACGAUAUAAUACAAAUUUGCGGGCUCGCUGAUGGUAUACGACUAUACAACGCCCUUCAUGCGAAACGCAUCGAACCACGCCUAACAGUGUACGUAUGCGCUAGUGGUUCAAAUAUAUACAGCGCAUUGUACCUCGACGCAUACGCAGCCAGCGAAUUACUCAUCAAGCUGAAGGGGCUUUUGCACAGUGCUGCCGCCAAGGAAUGCGACACAGUGCUAGUGUCGGGACCGAACGGGGCAAGAGUUCGUUUAACGGACGAACUCGUACGACAUCUCCCAGAUUCGUCCACUUAUAAACUUGAACAUGUCGAAAACUCACUUCUACUAAGUCCGACUAACUAAAAUGUAGUUGAAAUUACGCGGUAAUCAUUAUUACAGCAUAUUACCGAGACGUUCGAAAAUAACUUAACGGUAAUUGCAGGAAUAUUACGGUAAUGUUUCAAAUGUCAAUGGUAAUCAUUAUUACCGUAUAUUACUGAGAUAUUCGAAAAUAAUUUUACGGUAAUGCUAUUAUAUUUUCAUCGAUAAUUACUAAUACUUGGACUAUUGUAUUACUGUAUAGUAUAGCUAUUGUAUUACUGUGAACACAAUGUUAUUACUGAAAUGUUUCUGGUAUUGCCGUAAUGUUACUUUAUAAACCGUGAAUAAAGGCUAUCUUAUUGUUAAAAUAAAUGUGAAAUUCCAUUUGGAGAUUAUUAUACCAACUAUUGGCAGGUGUCUCCGUCAUACCCGAUAUAAAGGUAAGAGACGGCAACACUUGGACAUUUAGUGAUUGAUUAAACUCAUACAUUGUUAUUUUUAAGUAGUUUUAAAAUUAGUAAUCACCUCAACUUAGUAGUUGUUAGUAAAUGUUAGUACAUUUAGUUGUAAUUUAUGGAUAACUCUCCGUAGAGGUUAAAUGUCAGUUUUGACGCAAGUCUAAAAGUCAUAAAUAUAAAUUAUGACAGAAUAGGUUGACGUCUGUCAACCUCUUAGAAAUGUCAUUGUUCUUGUCGCAUGAAGUUUGCGCUAGAAAUGUCAACUACAAUUGUUACAGACUAUCAAAUGGGUGCAGUUGUCAAUUUUCAGAUGUGAAAGUUAUAAAAAAUACUAAAUAUGUCAACACGAGUCCGUGAUUUUGUAAUAGAACAUUUUAAUACAGACUAUCCAAUUAAGUAAAUGUCAAUAUUCUGUUGUCAGUUGUCAAAGUUAUUUACUAAAUUGUGUCAAUAUAAAUAAGACCUUUGUGAGGAAUUAUCUAUAAUUGUUUUACUAUUUGGGGACCAAAGUCUUCAAUUCAUGUAAACUAGAUUUAAGUUGAUUAACAUAUAUGUAUCAUAAAUCUAUUUUUUGUUUUUUUAGAAAAAUAAAAUCAUAAAAAAAACAAUAUGUAGUAUUGUACAAUGUUAAAAAAUAUGAUGGGUAACACAUCAUAUUACUGGUAAUGACGAGUGUAGCUUAACCUCGUUGAUCGAUCAGAGUCAUAAAAGCUGUUGUUCUUUAAGUGUUUCGUUUUUUUUAUAUAGACAUAAAUAUAUGUUUGCUACACGAAGGAUAUUUAACCCAUAAGCCCAUCGUAUUCUCAGCCACGACGAGUGUAGCUUAGCCUCGUUGAUUAGUAUGAGUGAGCUUAAUUAGCAAAUCUUAACAUAUUUAUUUUUAGCUACACAUAAGAAAGAAAGAAAAGAAUUUACGAGAUUUUUUUGACAAUGGGUAACCCAUCAUAUUCCUAGCCACUACUAGUGUAGCUUAUUGUUGUUAUUUGUAAAAUUCCCUGAGGAAUAUUUUAAGUUAAAUACAGUGUAAACUUUAUAUAACGACACUGAAGGGCCAGAGCUGUUAAAGAAGAGAAGAAAAAUCAGAAAAAAAAAUUUCAGACUAGUUACUAUUAGUUAAAAGAAUUUUGUUUGAAUGCUAUUGCAUAAAUUCCGUUAUUUUUGUCUGACGUCUUUUGCUGCACCAGUAACUCUUAUAUUCAUAUCUUGCGAAGCAUCUCGGUGUUAAAGCAAGUAUUUUUCAAUUAAUUUAGCUGUUUUUACUAAUUUUAGCCAAUUAAAAAGAACUUUUACCUUGAGUGUAUCAUGUACCAACCAACAAAAGUCAUUUUAUUUCGACCCUUUAGGGAGUUCGUCGUUAAAUCGAACGUUACUUGGAGUUUGCACUGUAUUUGUAAAUAGUUUUGUUACGAAUAGUUAAAAUAUAGAAACUGGGACCAAUUCACUUUUGGUUUACUGGAGAACAGUUAAUAAUUUAAUCGGCCUUAUGGUAUUUAGGAAGAUUUUCCCUGAUUUUCUGGAACUUGCGAUUCCAAUGAUUCUUUGGCUUACUUGGAGACGAGUUGCUUGUUAGAAAAUUACAACUAAUGUGCGUAGGUUAAAUAUACUUUCUACAUACACUACUGAUAUGGCAACUUGACUAAACCCCCAGAACUCCAGAAACAAUAAUUAUCUUAUAUCAAAACUUUCUUAAAACAUCGCUAUCUAUGUUCAGCAUUAGCUAACUUAACGUUGUGGUUUAUCUAGAAAGGGUCCAGUACGAGAAUAAGUGUUUCUGGAGUUCCAGAACUGAUGCAGUGCCGACGAUAUUAACUGCUUACUUAAAAAAUUACCCUUUUUGGCAAUUUUUCUCCUACCUACAAUUUUUGUAAUUUUUUAAACUACCCACAUGUGUUUUAAUUUUCUAACCUACCCACAUUUUUCACGUUUAUCUAAGGGUUCCUAUAAUUAACUAAUCGUUGCCUCCUAUGGUUCGUACGUUAAGAAAGUGUAUGUAAUAUUGAAAGCGGUGCCUUAAAUGUGCCUAUAUUAGUUAAUAGAUAAGCAUAUAGGCUUAUGAGUAGUGCUUUAAGUGUGUCAACGUUUCGACAAUCAAAUAGGCUUGCUUCACUAUAAGUGUUUUAAAGCUUGUAUGCCUCAGAUGUUAUAAUAAUUUACGGUUAGAUUAGCUUGCAGCACUAUAAGCCAGUAACAAUGAAGUGUUUAGUUAAGUUUCAUGCUUCGCCAUAAUACCUACUUUAAAAUGGAAGGAUAUAUGUGGCACUAUACUGUUAGAGCACGCAUGCGCGUUGCGAUACGGAGUAUUAAUGUUUUAAUUUAUAAGUAAUAAGUGUAUUUUGUUAAAAAUAAAUAAAUUUUAUGUCA
This is a messenger RNA of Pieris brassicae (large cabbage white), 6153 nucleotides long. RefSeq names its product transcription factor CP2-like protein 1 (gene gem). The transcript has 20 exons. Gene Ontology annotation, biological process: regulation of transcription by RNA polymerase II. The record is from RefSeq and is a predicted model, not a curated record. NCBI's taxonomy places the organism in Eukaryota, Metazoa, Arthropoda, Insecta, Lepidoptera, Pieridae. Gene Ontology annotation, molecular function: DNA-binding transcription activator activity, RNA polymerase II-specific; RNA polymerase II cis-regulatory region sequence-specific DNA binding. Gene Ontology annotation, cellular component: nucleus. The coding region runs from base 1397 to 3376 and encodes 659 amino acids.